Cheilinus undulatus (humphead wrasse) is the source of this 2074-nucleotide messenger RNA. It is a transcript of the gene ddx59, whose product is annotated as DEAD (Asp-Glu-Ala-Asp) box polypeptide 59. The record is from RefSeq and is a predicted model, not a curated record. The transcript is spliced from 8 exons. Gene Ontology annotation, molecular function: ATP binding; nucleic acid binding; RNA helicase activity. Bases 75 to 1973 code for a protein of 632 amino acids. Lineage: Eukaryota; Metazoa; Chordata; Actinopteri; Labriformes; Labridae.
CUACGUCAUCAGGCGGCGUCGGUAAACGUUUAAACUGUUGGAAUAUGAUGCGUGGAGAUCAAUAACCCCGCAAAAUGUUUGUGCCCAGAGCUCUGAAAGUGAAGAGACCUGCCCAGACUUCAAGUCAGGUUUUGACCAAGAAGAGUAAGGUAGACCAGGAUGAAGGUACUUCAUCGAUACCUGUUCAAAAAGAGGAAGCAUGUGAAGACCCCAAAUCACAGAGGGAUGGAACAAAAGCUGGUAGAGGCCCAGCAAGUUUGACAGAGAGCUCAGUGUGUGAAGAUGUACACGAGUCUGCUUCAUGUGAUGCAGAGGAUGAUGAAGAGGAGGAGGAACCUGUUAAAUCCUACAAAAAGUAUCAAAGAUGGCCAGAGCCAGGAGAACCUGUCUGUGUGAUGUGUGGUCGAUAUGGAGAGUACAUUUGUGACAGCACGGACAACGAUGUUUGCAGUCUUGAGUGCAAAGCCAAACAUUUGGCACAAAUGGGGAUGGGGACUGGGGCAGAUGUGUUUAACCGAACAGACAGAAAUGAAGGUGAACGGACCCAAACUCAUCGGCCAGAAAAUGAACUUAGAGGAGUGGGUAUAAGUGAAGCAAGCUACUCAUAUAGAGAAGAUCCAUUCAUAUCAGGGUUGACAGAUGAGCAGGUGCAGCUGAUCAAACAAGAGCUGGGCAUUGAAACAGAGGGCAGAGAUGUCAGUAGACCCAUUGUCGAAUUUGAACACUGUGGCUUCCCUGCGACACUGAAAGACAACCUGAAAAAGGCCGGCUAUGAGGCUCCAACACCUGUCCAGAUGCAGAUGGUGCCUGUUGGUCUCACUGGAAGGGAUGUGAUUGCAAGCGCUGACACAGGCUCAGGGAAGACUGUGGCUUUCCUCUUGCCAGUGGUAGUGAGGGCACUGGAGAAACCAGCUCAAAGUAUGAGAGGCCCUGUGGCUCUCAUCCUGACCCCUACCAGGGAGCUUGCCAUUCAGAUAGAGAGACAGGCCAAGGAGCUGGUUAUGGGCUUCCCUAACAUGAGGACUGCACUGCUGGUGGGCGGUAUGCCACUUCCUCCGCAGCUCCACCGCCUCAAGAGCAGCAUAAAAAUAAUCAUAGCCACCCCUGGGCGACUGCUUGAGAUCUUGAAGCAGAAGGCAGUACAGCUGGAUAAUGUAAAGGUUGUGGUGGUUGAUGAGGUGGACACCAUGUUGAAGAUGGGUUUCCAGCAGCAGGUUCUAGAGGUGUUAGAGCAAGUCUCCGAAGAACAUCAGACUCUGCUGGCGUCGGCCACCAUCCCUAAGGGAACAGAGGAGCUGGCAUCCCGAUUGGUUCAUGACCCUGUGCGUAUUGUCAUUGGAGAGAAGAAUCAGCCUUGUGCCAACGUGAGGCAGAUUCUGCUCUGGGUAGAGGAGCCCUCCAAGAAGAAAAAACUGUUUGAGAUUGUCAAUGAUAGUAAGCUGUACCAUCCUCCAGUGGUUGUGUUUGUCGACUGUAAACUGGGAGCUGAUUUGCUGUGUGAGGCGGUCGCCAAGGUUACAGGCCUCAACACUGUGGCAAUCCACUCUGACAAGAGCCAAUGGGAGCGCAACCGCAUCCUCAGGGGUCUUCUGGAUGGAGCCUUUGAAGUGGUCAUCAGUACAGGUGUGCUUGGCAGAGGUCUGGACCUGGUCAAUGUAAGACUGGUAGUUAACUUUGACAUGCCAAACACAAUGGAUGAGUAUGUUCAUCAGGUGGGCAGAGCAGGUCGGCUGGGACACAGAGGAACAGCCAUCACCUUUCUCAACAAUAACAACAAGCGUCUGUUCCUCGAUGUGGUCAACCGGGUCAAACCCACCGGGUCCAUUCUGCCCCCUCAGCUCCUAAACUCUCCCCAUCUCCAUGAGCAGCAGAGGAGGGAAAAACAGAAGGCCAAGCAAGGGCCUGAUGAUGUAAUGGUCACUAAGAACAAUCUAUUAGACAUCAUAAGGAAACAUGACCGUCGCAAAAAAUAGCACAUUUCUUUGAUCAUACCUGCAAUGAUGCUGCGAAAUGUAUGAAUGAAAUACAUGUUUGGUUUUUGUAUUUUUCCAAUGUCAGGUUGAAAUUUUCUUAA